This is a messenger RNA of Rhipicephalus microplus (southern cattle tick), 849 nucleotides long. RefSeq lists its product as uncharacterized. NCBI's taxonomy places the organism in Eukaryota, Metazoa, Arthropoda, Arachnida, Ixodida, Ixodidae. The record is from RefSeq and is a predicted model, not a curated record.
AUGGUGGUGGUGGACGCCUUCUCCAAGUGGGUGGAGGUACUGUCAGACACCACUCCGUCGGCAGAAGCCACCACUGCGGCGUUGCGGCAAGUCUUCGCAGCCCAGGGGUUGCCGGACGUCAUCGUGUCCGACAACGGUCCUGCUUUCGCCAGCGAGGAGUAUCUGGCCUGGCUGACGAAGAACGGCAUCCGCUGGAUGGUUCCGCCGUACCACCCCGCGUCGAAUGGUGCUGCCGUGUGGGUGGUUGCCCGAGUCCUGUUUCAGUACCGGACCACACCCCACGACGUCACGGGCCAUGCCCCCUGUGAGCUUCUGCUGGGCCGGAUGGUGAAGACACCGUUGGACGUCUUGCACCCCGACCUCCGGUCCACAGCACUCCUGAAGCAGCUCAAGCAGAAGCUGGCGGCUGACCGAAGUUUCCGUCCUGGGCCGUUGCCGGAGUCCGGAGCUCCGGUCAUCGCCAGGAACUUCCGGCCUGGUCCACCCUGGUCUGCCGGGCACGUGGUCUCUCCAGCCAUUGCAUCGUCACUGCUCGUUCGCAUGUCGAACGAGACCACGUGGCACCGGCAUGCUGACCAUGUGAGGCUUCGCCUGGCGACCUCAGCCGCCACCCCUUCAGGAAGCCAGCAGGCAGGGAAGCCAAGUGCAGUGACCGAUGCCAGCACAGCACCAGGGGCUGGCGCUACUCGCACCACUGUGACGCCGCCUGCAAGUACGGGGUCACCAGCAAGGUGGGCAGACAGUGCGACAGCGACGCAGGCAGCGCCUGAUGCGGCCACACCUGCGACACCCUUGCUGAGGCAGAGUGCGAGGCACCGGAGACCGCCAGACCGCUACUCGCCGGAUUGA